GUGAUAUUUCUCCAUGGUCUUGGUGACACUGGUCAUGGCUGGGCAAGUGCAAUGGCUGCCAUUGGCUCACCUCACAUCAAAUUCAUAUGUCCCACAGCACCGGUGAUGCCUGUAACUCUAAACAAUGGAUUUCGGAUGCCCUCUUGGUUUGACUUGAAGUCCCUUGAUGUUGAUGGUCCUGAAGACAGUGAUGGCAUCAAGAAGGCUCGCGAUGGGAUCCACCAGCUGAUUGAAGAGGAAGUAAAGGCUGGCAUCCCUCAUGAGAGAAUCAUGCUGGGAGGAUUCAGCCAGGGUGGAGCUCUGGCUCUUUACUCCACCUUCACACACAGUCGUACUUUGGCUGGUGUCAUAGGGCUAUCUUGCUGGCUUCCAUUACGGGAGGAAUUUCCUCAGGCUGCCAUUAGCAACACAGGGUCUCCAAUUUUGCAGUGCCAUGGUGACUGUGAUCCCAUUGUACCAUACAAAUUUGGACAGAUAACAAGCCAACUGAUUAAGAAGUUUGCUGGAAAUAUUGAAUUUAAGACCUACCGUGGAAUGAUGCAUUCCUCCUGUGAUGAGGAGAUGGCAGACAUCAAGAAGUUCAUCACUCAAAAUCUUCCUUCGGCAUAGAAGUUGAAUGUGUACCAGCUAUGAAUUUUUUGAAAAGUGAUGUUGACUCCAGUGGUACAUGAAACUUUCAGAGAUCUUUGAAUCAUGGGGGUAUUACAGAUUUCAACUUGACAAGAUUGCAUUUUGAGUGGUAUUGAUGCAAGAAAAGUCCAUUUAUUGCAAUCAUUGGACAUGUUUAUGCUCCUCAGUAAUGUAAUAUUGAUUCACUCCAUCAAGACAAAAUGUGAAAAGUUACGAUAGUUUCCAGUAUUGUUAACUUUAGAUCCUUUUCAAAAGUUGUUAGUGUAACAUAGAAAGAAAAUAAAUCCCUGAACCAGCUUAAAGUUACUAAAUUUUCAUACUUGAUAUGAUUAUCUAAGUUAUAUCUGUCCUUUUUACUGUAUUAUUGAGUUCUAUUUCUUCCCUAACUUAAAUUUUCUUUUACUAGUAUUGUUAAUGCAGGGUUACUACACACAUUCCUAAACCUGCUUGAUAAGGACAACGGUUUUGAAAGAUGCCCAGAUUUGAAUUCAACUUUGGAAGUACUGAUUGAAUAUGAUUAUUAUUAAAAAAAGGUAUUUUUAUUAUCAUCAUUAUUAUUUUUAUUAUUAUUGUUGUUAUCGUUAUUAUUAUUAUUAUUAUUAUGGAUAUUAUUAUAGGUAGUAAUAUUUAUUAUUUAUUAUUAUUGUUAUUAUUAUUAUUUUUAUUGUUAUUAUUUUUGUUAUCAUCAUUAUUAUUGUUACUAUUAUUUUUUUUAUUAUCAUUGUUACUAUUAUUAUUAUUUUUUUUUUUUAUUGUUAUUAUUAUUAUUAUUAUUAUUAUUAUUAUUAUUAUUGAUUAUUAUUGAUGAUUAUUAUCAUGACUAGCACUACUACUAGUACAUCUAGUAUUACAAAUAAUACUACUGUUAUUACUACAACUAGUACUACUACUACUACUGCUACUAUUAUUUUUAUCAUCACCACCAACAACCUUACCAUCAUUAUGGUUAUUAUUUAUCAUGUGUUAUUAUUAUUGUUAUUUGUCUAAAGGAACAUGUGAAUAUCUAUGUAAGUGUUA
This is a messenger RNA of Penaeus vannamei (Pacific white shrimp), 1647 nucleotides long. Lineage: Eukaryota; Metazoa; Arthropoda; Malacostraca; Decapoda; Penaeidae. The record is from RefSeq and is a predicted model, not a curated record.